UGCGAAGUGUCAAAGGUGUUAAGUUGAAAUAUUUAUGUUACUUUUUUGGAAAUGUUCAAAUGUUUUUUUAAUUUUUUUUUUCUUAAUUUUGUAUUCCAUGAAAAUUUUGCGCAAAGAUUUUUUUUUUAAUUUCGGCCAGAUUUGGCAUAGCCGUUCUCGAUUUUUGCUCUUGUCAACGUAUUUCGCGAUAUUUAUUUAAUUUAUACACGUUACCUAUUUUUUUAGAUAAACAAAAUAUUUCAUAAGUAACCGGAGUCCUGCCGAUGUGAUGAAAUGCCGGCGUUUUGUAUGCGCAAUAUAAUUACCUCAAUUGCAUCUCGACUAGGAUUCAAAAAACCAAUUUUUGGCAGCGAGAAUGCCCCCGAGAAACCUAUUUGUAACGAAACCCUCAAAACCACUAAAAAUGUGUCAAAGUUUAGAACUGAAAAAGUGGCGAUUGUUGGCAGUGGUGUGACUGCAAUGUCUUGGGCGAUGCUUUUUGCUUCAGUCGGUUACCAAGUGACAAUAUUUGAUGUAUUUCACAAAAACGUUUCUGAUGCCCUAAACAGUAUAAGAGUUCAAUUAAAGACAUUGGAAAGUAGCGGUCUGCUUCGUGGUCACCUCAACGCAGACGACCAAAUUAAAUGUAUUGAAGGAUCUUCUAAUUUAGCAAAAGCAGUUAAAGAUGCAGUUUUUAUACAAGAAUGUAAAAAAGAGCACUACGCUUUUAAGAUCAUAAUAUUCCAAAUUUUAGACGCACUUGUGGAUGACAAUGUUAUUUUGUCAACCUCUACGAGCAUGACUCCGCUUACGCUAUUCUCUGACAAAAUUAAACACAAAUCGCACGUCAUAGUGUCUCAUCUUGUGGAACCUUUUUACUACGGAUCAUUAGUUGAAAUAGUGCCAACUAUAUGGACUUACCCCUGGAUUGUUGCGGGGACCAAAGAAAUAAUGAAGGAGAUUGGACAGCAGCCAGUUUCACUCACAAAGGAGAUUAGUGGCUAUAUAGUGAAUCGAAUUCAAUACGUAAUUUUAAAUGAAGUUUGGCGUUUGGUUGAGCAAGGAAUUGUUCACGUUCAAGACAUCGACAAACUUAUAUCGGAAGGAUUGGGAAUGUACUAUGCUUUUCUCGGCCCCUUUGAAAUCGCACAUUUGAGCAGUGAAGGAAUAGUAAAUUAUAUCAAAAGAUACGGAGAGACUAUAUUUAACGUAUGCAAUAUAACUGCUGAUACGCCGCCGCCGUGCAUGAACACAUCAUAUAGUACAGAAUUCAUUUGCGCACACCUGAAUGCAGUAGUACCUUUAGAGAAAUUACAAGAGCGGCGCGCGUGGCGGGACGCUUGUUUUAUGCGACUGAUGAAGCUAAGAAACGAAAUGAAUCUAUUAUUUAUAAAUGAAUAA
Melitaea cinxia (Glanville fritillary) is the source of this 1380-nucleotide messenger RNA. RefSeq names its product lambda-crystallin homolog. NCBI's taxonomy places the organism in Eukaryota, Metazoa, Arthropoda, Insecta, Lepidoptera, Nymphalidae. The coding region runs from base 274 to 1380 and encodes 368 amino acids. Gene Ontology annotation, molecular function: oxidoreductase activity, acting on the CH-OH group of donors, NAD or NADP as acceptor; NAD+ binding. Gene Ontology annotation, biological process: fatty acid metabolic process. The transcript is spliced from 6 exons. The record is from RefSeq and is a predicted model, not a curated record.